This is a messenger RNA of Fusarium redolens, 906 nucleotides long. RefSeq lists its product as uncharacterized. The record is from RefSeq and is a predicted model, not a curated record. The coding region runs from base 1 to 906 and encodes 301 amino acids. NCBI's taxonomy places the organism in Eukaryota, Fungi, Ascomycota, Sordariomycetes, Hypocreales, Nectriaceae. The transcript has a single exon.
AUGGGCUUUGUUGCUUUCAACAAACUACCAGCCGAGAUUCGAUCUAUGGUCUGGGCAUACGCCCUACCAGAGCCUCGAGUAUACGAGAUUCUUGACACGCCAUUUUCAACGCUCAAGACCCCGGCCUCUACAGGGCUCAUGUUCUCCAGCAGCUCGCAUGAUGCUCCCCCUGUACUGGCAGCCGUAUGCAAAGAGUCCCGUGCCUUCGUGCUUCGUCGCUACAGGCCGCUAACACUCUCCGACACAAUCAAAUACAUCGACCCAAACCGAGACAUAAUUCUGCUUCAGCCCUACCUCCUGAUCAAACGGCUAUUGAGGACUCUGCACUCUCUCGCAGAGGUGGACUUCAUGAAGAGAGACCUGCGCCAAGUGGCAUUUGGGACAUCCUAUGGGUUCAGUACUGGUAUCUACCACCCCAUACUAAGCGGGAGAGUAUCGAAGAACAAUACGAAAACGCUUGUAAAAAAGCUCGCAAGGUUCUCCAAAUUAGGGAAAGUUUUAUUUGUUGUUCAUGAGGAAUUCAAGUGUGUCAACUCAAAACCCCACAGAGCGGAGUCGCAACUUGAGCUGCAGCUUUUAUCCAGCAGCUUCGUGAAGUCCCAAGAAGAUGACCAGCCACGGACUGCUUGGCGUUUUCAUCGGAACGAGAUACAAUAUUAUCCUCUUCACGUUGAGGAGUUGGAAGAGGACGAGCCUGACAUAGAAAAAUCCGUGUCAGAUGGUGAGGAUGACGACGUGGAGCUGAACCGUAAGCCGACGAACGAUGAUUGGAGACGAUUCAGAAGACGCUUCCUGAAAGCUGUAUAUUCAACGCUGAUGAAGGAGCUACGAGAAAAGCCAAGACAAGAGCACCUUCCUUUCCUGAUUGAAGGCGCAAGUCUCUCAUGGAGAUACGAAGCAUCAUAA